CACUGCGCUGUCCCCAUUGGCUGAGGCAGUGCCCAUGCGCCCUAGAACCCUGUGCAGGGACCACCUCCCCUUGCUCGUGCGGCCCUCCGUCAGUCCCUCGGCGCCCCUCGCCCCAGCUGCUGACCUCCGGGGCCCCUCUGCCUCACCGCAGCCUUCCAUUUCCUCAGGCACAGGCCCUCAAAGGCCGGCCAAAGCCCAGCCACUGCUUCUCAAGCCGCGUUGGCCAGAACUGCGGGUGCCGCCAUCAUGUCUUCUACAAAUCCUGACACUCCAAACUCUACCGUCUCUAGAGAGGCCAGUACUCAGUCCUCAUCAGCUACCACCAGCCAAGGAUAUGUUUUACCAGAAGGCAAAAUCAUGCCAAACACCAUUUUUGUUGGUGGAAUUGAUAUCAGGAUGGAUGAAAGUGAAAUAAGAAGUUUCUUUGCUAGAUAUGGUUCAGUGAAAGAAGUGAAGAUAAUCACGGAUCGAACUGGUGUGUCCAAAGGCUAUGGAUUUGUUUCAUUUUAUAAUGACGUGGAUGUGCAGAAGAUAGUAGAAUCACAGAUAAAUUUCCAUGGUAAAAAGCUGAAACUGGGCCCUGCAAUUAGGAAACAAAAUUUAUGUGCUUAUCAUGUGCAGCCACGUCCUUUGAUUUUUAAUCCUCCACCACCACCACAGUUUCAGAGUGUUUGGAGCAACCCAAACACUGAAACUUAUGUGCAGCCUCCAACCAUGAUGAGUCCUAUAACUCAGUAUGUUCAGACAUAUCCUCCUUACCCAAAUUCACCAGUUCAGGUCAUCACUGGUUAUCAACUGCCUGUUUAUAAUUAUCAGAUGCCACCACAAUGGCCUGCUGGGGAACAAAGGAGUUACGUUAUACCACCGGCUUAUACAACUGUUAACUACCACUAUAAUGAAGUUGAUCCAGGCGCUGAAGUUUUGCCAAAUGAAUGCUCAGUUCAUGAAGCUACUUCAUCCUCUGGAAAUGGCCCACAGAAGAAAUCUGUGGACCGAAGCAUUCAGACAGUGGUAUCUUGUCUAUUUAACCCAGAGAACAGACUGAGAAACACUCUAGUUACUCAAGAUGACUACUUCAAGGAUAAAAGAGUGCAUCACUUUAGAAGAAGUCGCACAGUGCUUAAAUCUGAACAUCUCUGCUAACUUUCAAGUCUUAGAAAGUUGCUGGUUUUGAAUAUUAAGAAGACACUGAAAGUUGUUCACUACUAUAGAAAUUCAAUUCUAAAUUUUGACAAAUCACAUUCAGACAAGUUAUUUUAGAUGUCUAGUUUUAUUUAACAUUGAAAUUGUUCUCAUUAGAUGUUUAUUUAGAAACCUGUUCUGUGUUUAAUACAUAGUUGAAAGUAAAAAAUACGUUUCAAAUUAAAAGAAUGGUUGAAAGGAAUAACAAUAUUUCAAGAUUUUUAAAAUUGAAAUUGGCGUUUUAGAAAUUUAAAGACUAAUACUUAUUUUCAAAAAAUUGUUUAAAAAAUCUGUUUUGAAAGGUCAGAAUUUUGAUAGUUUGAGUAUUUCACUUCUCCAACAAGUACUUGUAAACAGUACAGUAUUUACAGUAUUGUGCUUUGCAUUUAUGAUCUGUCUUAAAAAUUUACCUCGAAAGCAGAAUGUUUAAAACUGCAUUUUUAAUCAGUGGAACUCAACAUAUGGUUAGGUUUAUUGAAGUCUUUCUUAUGUAAACCCAGUAAAAUAGAUUCUAAACAAACAGUCCAAUCAGUGGAUCUUACAUUUAUUAAAAAUAUUUUAUCCUUUACCUAGAAUCCACACAUAUACACACAUACGUAUUUUAUUUGAUUGGGAUGGUAAUUAGGAUAACUCAAAUUCUGGGCCUAAUUUUUUUUUUAAAGAAUGCAAGACAAACUAAUAGAUACAUAAACUUCUUAGUUAACAUUCUUCUUUUUCCUUUUAAAUUUUUUCCUUGAAAUGCUAAACUCAAUAGCUGUAUCUUAAAUUGUGCAAAAUACUGGUAUGAAAGAAUGCUGAAAUUUUUUAUGUCAUUUAAAGGUUAAUCAGAGUAUCUGAAAGGAAUUGUUUUUAUAAAAACAUUAAAAUAUAAGUAAAUUUUUAUUCCAUUAGGCUAUUAUAUUUCCUUUUCUAAAGUAAGGUGUCCUGAGGCAUUAAAGUGUGGGUAAUUUGGGCAAUUCUAAACCACAAAGUUAUAUAAGCGUGUCCAAGAAUGUACUGGAGUCAAAGUUAACAUUCUCUUUCUACUAUUAGACAUUGUGCAUUAUGACAACUAACUAGAGUAUUAGAGCUACUUUUGUAUCCACAGGCUUGCAUUUGCAAUCUGUAUUUUGUCCUUCUAGGAGGUUUGCUCCUAAAACUUGUGGCAUGAGCAGUUUGAGGACAUAAGCCUUAUAAAGUAGCAGUGUUGAUAAUACCUUUCCAAGGAAAAAAGUUGUAUUUGCAUCAUUUGACUUGCCACAUAUGAGUCUAAAAUGCCUUCCUGGUCUUUGUUCUAGAUUGACUUCCUCCCUGAAGCAUGGAGAUUCCACUUAUCCCUAACCUGAUGUAAAUUACCAUGGGUUGUGCUAAGAGUGCCCAUUGUGGUCUAUAAUUCUUAACAAUUUUCAUUCUGAAUCUGAAAGGCAGGAUCUUUAAGGGUUCCCCAAGAAGGAUUUAUAUACCUCUAAAGUGCCCUUAAAUUUGUCUUUUUAAAAGUUCUCUGCCCUGUUUGGUGGGGGAGGGGGCUAUAAUAGUCUUACAUAUAUUAUUCUGUGAUUAAAUCUUCAGCUUAGUAUAAAUGAUACCUAAAUUCUAAGGAACCAGUUCUUUUUGUUCCAGUACGACCUUAAUGAAAAGGAAACAAACUUUUGUCUACUUUGUUGGAGUGAGAUUUUAAAAAUAAAGUAGAAAGAGACCUUUCAAAAUGGAAGAUUAACUUAAAAUUUAAAAUAUGUUCCUUUUACUGCUAAUACUGU
Messenger RNA from Cavia porcellus (domestic guinea pig), 2918 nucleotides. RefSeq names its product deleted in azoospermia like (gene Dazl). Gene Ontology annotation, cellular component: cytoplasm. Gene Ontology annotation, biological process: positive regulation of translational initiation; 3'-UTR-mediated mRNA stabilization. Gene Ontology annotation, molecular function: protein binding; translation activator activity; mRNA 3'-UTR binding. NCBI's taxonomy places the organism in Eukaryota, Metazoa, Chordata, Mammalia, Rodentia, Caviidae. The transcript is spliced from 11 exons. The record is from RefSeq and is a predicted model, not a curated record. The coding region runs from base 247 to 1143 and encodes 298 amino acids.